AUGUUCUCUUCACCGAUCCCCACGUGUCCACUGCACCCAUGGCAGGUGGCGCGGAAAGCCAUAGCUACCGACCGAUUAUACCAGUCUUCGGUACCGCACUCCACCAGAACCUUUGUCGACACGAGCGGAAGGCAUUUUCGCACCACUCUUUUCAGCCUGUGCAGGCAGACGCCGCCUCCCAGCGGGUUUGUGCACUUGCAACCCCGCAAUGUGCCGUCAGCUAGUAACGGGAGUUUUUUCUCCACCCGGGAUUGCUCGGAAGAGCGCGCGGCGUACUGGCGGAGCGUAGAGGGUGCUCGAGAUGGCGCGCUUCUGGUCGACCCCUACGCUGGUCUGCUGACCGCGGCGGAGGGAUCAGAGCGGGAAAGAGAAGCAGAGAGACAAGGGGAUGCGGGAGAUGAUGCGGAGAAGGCGGCGGGGGAGGCGGCGUCGUAUCUGGUGGCGACGCGGUUCCUGGACGACUCGAUUCAAGAGGCGGUGGCGCAGCUGGUGGGCGGCACAGAGGAGGUCCGCCAGGUUGUUCUUCUAACGGACGGGUGUGACACGCGCCCGUACCGCAUGGCGUGGCCGCGCCCCAUGGUGGUGUUUGACGUGUCACCUGCUGCGCCCUACACCGCCUGCCACAACCUCCUCCUCGAGGCUGGAGCGCGGCCAGCCUGUGGAUCGGUGGUACGCCACGUGUCAGCUGACCUGUCCACCGGAGAGGACUGGCGGGACGAAGGUUGGGGCGAGAAGCUACAGAGGCUCGGAUACAGAGGAGACAGGCCGAGCCUGUGGGUGUUGCAGGGGCUGCCCCACCUGUCACCGUCAGGCCUGAAGACCAUUCUGGGCCACCUGCAGGGGCUGCUCAUGGCAGGCUGCCAAGUCAUUGGGGAGCUGCCCUUGGCUGUUGGUGGUGCUGCAACAGACUCACGAGAGGACUCUUCGGAUGCUGUCGCUGCUCUCUCCUCCCUGUUUGCCUCUCAUGGGCUUCUGGCUGAAGUGCAAUCAAUUGCCUCAAUCGCUGCCCUGUAUGCUCAACAGUGCCCCACAGCCCGCCAUCUCUUAGAUCAUUUGGAAGGAUCUGAUGGGCCAGCACCGAGAAAUAUGAUGAUGUUUUCGGCAACACAGCAGCGAAUGUCAGAUGCACAGGGAAGCAAAGUCAAGUACGAGCUCGACAAGAAGUCCGGCCUUAUCAAGGUUGACCGCAUUCUUUACUCUUCGGUGGUAUAUCCUCACAACUAUGGGUUCAUCCCGAGGACUCUCUGCGACGACAACGACCCAAUGGAUGUCCUCGUCUUGAUGCAGGAGCCAGUGAUUCCUGGAUGUUUCCUUCGCGCCAGGGCCAUUGGGCUUAUGCCUAUGAUUGAUCAGGGAGAAAUGGACGACAAGAUCAUUGCUGUGUGCGCCGAUGACCCAGAGUACAAGCACUUCAAGUCUAUUGACGAGCUUCCGAGGCACAGACUGCAAGAAAUCAAGCGUUUCUUUGAGGACUACAAGAAGAACGAGAAUAAGGAAGUCGCAGUCAACACUUUCCUUGGCGCCACAGAAGCCAUUGAAGCUGUGAAGAAGUCCAUGGAUUUGUACGGCCAGUACAUCUUGGAAAGCUUGCACAAAUAA
Molecule: messenger RNA, 1599 nt
Organism: Closterium sp. Naga37s-1
Lineage: Eukaryota; Viridiplantae; Streptophyta; Zygnematophyceae; Desmidiales; Closteriaceae
Source: the annotation of a GenBank genome assembly